Aspergillus ibericus CBS 121593 is the source of this 1588-nucleotide messenger RNA. It is a transcript of the gene gldB, whose product is annotated as putative glycerol dehydrogenase (GldB). The coding region runs from base 501 to 1478 and encodes 325 amino acids. Lineage: Eukaryota; Fungi; Ascomycota; Eurotiomycetes; Eurotiales; Aspergillaceae. Gene Ontology annotation, molecular function: aldose reductase (NADPH) activity. The transcript has 2 exons. The record is from RefSeq and is a predicted model, not a curated record. Gene Ontology annotation, cellular component: cytosol.
AUCGCUGGAGCCGAUGACGAUCGAGCGGGCGGCGGCGGGUCAAACGCUCGCGCCGUUUCGAACCAACACCCACAGUGAUGUCAUGGCCAGCAGCGGGUUUGACUGGGAAUUUAGGAAAGCCAGAGUGGAUGCCCCCGAUGGAGUCCUCAGGCCCAUGCCGUCAUGAGAAGCUCUCCGGUGUCAGCCAGCACGAGCUCAGAGCUCAGCUCGAUGUCUCGAGCAUCAAGGUAGAUACUGAAGUUGGUGAUAGCGGUCCAGAUGAAAAGGCAAUGGCACACCGGGAAAGGCAAAAAACAACCGACCUGCAUAGAAUUUAGUUGCAACCACCACGGAUGCAAUAGCAUCAUACCCCUCUUCAACGCAACACCCCUCCACCCCACUUUCCCAGUCACCUCCCACGCCCACCCUCUAUUUGUACUCAUCCCUUCUUCCCUACUCUUCAUCCCUCCAUUAUACCCAUUAUACCCAUUUGCCUUCCAUCUCUCACACCCCUCGCAAUCAUGUCUUCCGGACAGACCUUCACUCUCAGCAACGGCGUCAAGAUCCCCGGCGUCGGUUUCGGCACCUUCGCCAGCGAGGGCGCCAAGGGUGAGACCUACAAGGCCGUCACCGUCGCUCUGCAGACCGGAUACCGUCACCUCGACUGUGCCUGGUACUACCUGAACGAAGAUGAGGUCGGUCAGGCCGUCAAGGAUUUCCUGGCUGCCACUCCCUCCGUCAAGCGUGAGGACAUCUUCAUCUGCACCAAGGUCUGGAACCACCUGCACCGUCCCGAGGAUGUGCAGUGGUCGGUUGAGAGCUCCCUCAAGAAGCUCCAGGUCGACUACAUCGAUCUCUUCCUCGUUCACUGGCCCAUUGCCGCCGAGAAGGAGACGCAGGAGAAGCCCAAGAUCGGCGCCGAUGGCAAGUAUGUGAUCCUCGAGGAUCUCACCAAGAACCCCGAGCCCACCUGGAGGGCCAUGGAGAAGAUCUACAAGGAGGGCAAGGCCCACGCGAUCGGUGUGUCCAACUGGACCAUCGAGGGCCUGGAUCAGCUCCUCAAGUUCGCCGAGGUCAAGCCUCACGUCAACCAGAUCGAAAUCCACCCCUUCCUGCCCAACACCGAGCUGGUGCAGUACUGCAUCAAGAACGACAUUCUCCCCGAGGCGUACUCGCCGCUGGGUUCCCAGAACCAGGUGCCCACCACCGGUGAGCGCGUCAGCGAGAACCAGACCCUCAACGACAUCGCCAAGAAGGGCGGCAACACGCUGGCCCAGGUGCUGAUCGCCUGGGGUCUGCGUCGCGGCUACGUGGUGCUUCCCAAGAGUUCGAACCCGACUCGGAUCGAGUCCAACUUCAAGAGCAUCGAGCUGUCGGAUGCGGACUACGAGGCGGUCAACAAGGUGGCCGAGGGCCGUCACUUCCGCUUCGUCAACAUGAAGGAUACUUUUGGAUACGAUGUGUGGCCCGAGGAGACGGCCAAGAACCUGUCGGCUUAGAUAGAUUAUGCGGGUCAUAGAUGUCUAUGCAAACUGAGCGGAUAUGAGCGACGUGUGGAUGAUAGCUAGCAGAUACGAUAAAACAUAGAACCAUUCCAGUAUGCUACUCG